UUUCCCUUGGGGUCAAAGCUGGCAUUUUAUUUUCUCUCUCUCCUCUCUCUCUCUCUCUCUCUUCCCUUUAUUUACUCUCUCCGCCAUUUCUGCUUCACAUUUCAAAUCUCUCCCCCACUCUCUCCGCCUCCCCUAGAGAGAGAGCAAAAAAAAAAACAGAGCCCCCAAAGGCCUGAGGGAAGAGCCCCCAGAAACGACAAUGGCGGUUUCUUCCCAAUACUCCUCUUCCUCUUCCAUUGACAAGAAAAACUGGUGGCUCACCAACAGAAAGAUUGUUGAUAAAUACAUCAAAGAUGCAAGAACCCUAAUCGCUACUCAAGAACACAGAGAGGUUUCCGCCGCUCUUAAUCUCAUCGAUGCGGCUUUGGCUCUCUCUCCUCGUCUUGAACAAGCCCUCGAGCUUAAAGCUCGAGCUCUGCUCUGUCUUCGCCGGUUUAAAGAUGUCGCCGAUAUGCUACAGGAUUAUAUUCCUAGUUUCAAGAUUUCCGGCGAGGAUUCCGUCGGCUCUGAUGGCUCAUCCCAACAGCUCUCCAAGGACAGAGUUAAGCUUCUUGGCUCGGCCGAGUCACAUGGUUGUGACUCGUCGUUUAAAUGCUUCUCUGUUUCUGAUUUGAAGAAGAAGGUCAUGGCUGGGCUGUGUAAAAAUGGCAACAAAGAAGGGCAUUGGAGAUACUUGAUUUUGGGACAAGCUUGUUGUCAUUUGGGGCUGAUGGAAGACGCCAUGGUUCUACUUCAGACCGGAAAGCGGCUAGCUACAGCGGCAUUCCGCCGCGAGAGUAUAUGCCGGUCGGAAGAUAGCUUCUCGCUGUCUGAUUUCCCUUUCUCCAGUGACAUUUCGACUACGAAUCCACCGAAUACGCCGCCACGAGCCCUGUCGGAUUCGGAAACAAUCAGUAAUCUCCUUAGCCAUAUUAAGCUUUUGAUUCGCCGGAGGACGGCGGCUCUUGCUGCUCUUGAUGCUGGUCUGUAUUCUGAGGCUAUUCGCCAUUUCAGUAAGAUUGUCGAUGGUCGUCGUGGCGCGCCUCAAGGCUUCCUUGCUGAAUGUUACAUGUACCGUUCCUCUGCUUAUCGAUCGGCUGGUCGAAUUGCUGAGUCGAUUGCGGAUUGUAAUCGAACAUUGGCACUUAAUCCUAGCUGCAUUCAAGCAUUAGAGACCAGAGCUGUGCUGUUCGAAUCGAUUCGAUGCUUACCGGAUUGUUUGCACGAUUUGGAACAUUUGAAGCUUCUGUAUAAUACCAUAUUGAGAGACAGAAAGCUGCCGGGUCCAGCUUGGAAGAGACAGAACAUGAGAUACAGAGAGAUUCCUGGGAAGCUAUGUGCAUUAACAGUGAAAAUUCAAGAAUUGAAGCAAAGGGUUGCUUCAGGAGAAACUGGGAAUGUGGAUUACUAUUCAUUAAUCGGGCUCCGACGCGGUUGUUCGAGGUCGGAGUUGGAGAGGGCUCAUUUGCUGCUAUGUUUACGACACAAACCCGAUAAAGCUAUGAACUUUAUCGAGCGAUGCGAGCUUUCAGAUGAUCGUGAUCUCGAUUCGGUUCGAGACAAGGCAAAAAUGUCAGCAUUGCUGCUAUAUAGAAUGCUGCAGAAGGGGUAUUCGAGCAUCAUGGCGACGAUCUCCGACGAGGAAGCGACCGAGAAACAGAGGAAGAAGGCUGCAGCUGCAUUACAAGCAGCACAGGCUGCUGCAAUUCAAGUGCAGCAGCAGCAGCAGCAGCAGCUACUACAAGCUCAAGAAUGUCACCUAGAAAGGGAGCUCAUCAAAGCAGCGUUAAGAACGCCGUCGAAGCCUAUGAAAACCGAACGAAUCGGGGCAUCGGACAACAAAUCGUCGACGGAGAAAUCGACAUUCCAAGGAGUAUUCUGCCGUGAUCUCACCGUAGUUGGUAAUUUGCUAUUGCAGGCCGGAUUAAACCGACCGCUGCCAGUGAAGUACGAGGCACUGAGCUGCUGAAUUCACGACCAAAUCUAAAUGUAAAACAUGGGCUUUGGAAAUCUUGAGGUUCUUUUUAUUAUUGUACAAACAAAAAAGCUAAAAAGAAAACAACUUUCAAAUUAAUGUCGUAAAAAUUUUGGUCUCUGUUCUUCACUCUGUUCUUCAUUUGUACUGUUUUUUUAAGAACUUAAUGUACAGAAUCAUUAUCAGUU
Molecule: messenger RNA, 2142 nt
Organism: Cucurbita pepo subsp. pepo (vegetable marrow)
Lineage: Eukaryota; Viridiplantae; Streptophyta; Magnoliopsida; Cucurbitales; Cucurbitaceae
Source: RefSeq, a predicted model, not a curated record